Chanos chanos (milkfish) is the source of this 951-nucleotide messenger RNA. Its product is annotated as torsin-1A-like. The transcript is spliced from 6 exons. The annotation marks the transcript as partial. Gene Ontology annotation, cellular component: nuclear envelope; endoplasmic reticulum lumen. Gene Ontology annotation, biological process: protein localization to nucleus; nuclear membrane organization. The record is from RefSeq and is a predicted model, not a curated record. Lineage: Eukaryota; Metazoa; Chordata; Actinopteri; Gonorynchiformes; Chanidae. Gene Ontology annotation, molecular function: ATP binding; kinesin binding; ATP hydrolysis activity.
UUUAGCUUUCACGGUCACACAGGAGUAGGGAAAAAACACUUUUCCAAAAUAAUUGCCAGGAAUAUUUUUAUAAAAGGAAAAAAAAGCAAGCACGUGCAUGUGUUCAUUUCUCAUCAUCACUUCCUCCACAAGGAGAAAGGCGAAACUUACAAAACUCAGCUGAAGCAGUGGAUCCGUGGAAAUGUGUCCAGUUUUCCUCGUUCCAUGUUUAUAUUCGACGAAAUGGACAAGAUGAACCCCAGGCUCAUUGACGUGAUUAAGCCCUUUCUAGUCCACUUUUCUCACGUUGAUGGAGUUUCUUAUCGCGAGGCUAUUUUCAUUUUUCUAAGCAAUCAUGGCGGGAACGUCAUAAACAAAGUUGUUCUUGACUCCUGGGGGGAUGGUGAAGAGAGGGAACAGCUACAAAUGAACAGUCGUGACAUGGAAACGAACAUCUUCAAAGACAUCUAUUUGCCCAUACCUGGUGGGUUUUGGCACUCCAUACUGAUUGAAAGUCAUUUGAUGGACCAUUUUAUCCCUUUCCUACCUCUGGAGUCCUGGCACGUUCGUCAGUGCGUUUUAGCCGAGAUGGCUGCGCUUAACAUCAUAGCCAGUGACGAUCUGGUGGACAGAGUGUCCAGGGACUUGCCUUAUUUUCCCCCAGAGGAGAGAAUCUGUUCUGUCAAGGCUUGUGUCAAGUCUGACAAAAACUUCUUGUGUCAAGUCUAUUUUGAUUUACCACAAGCACCACAAUGCACACGUCUAGCACCUGGUGAGACAGAGGAGGAGCUGGGCCCAGAGGCACCCCGCAGAUGCCAGAGCCUCCACGUGGUGCAAACAGUCCCUUCGGUCAGGCAGUCCAAGAGGAGAAGAAUCAGGUGGCCCCAGGCCUACAAAACAGCAGAGAAGUUUGAUGAGGAGGCAGAUAAGCAACAGCCAAAGGGGAUGUGGAGAGGAGGCUGCGGACGAUGA